Molecule: messenger RNA, 1754 nt
Organism: Eruca vesicaria subsp. sativa (arugula)
Lineage: Eukaryota; Viridiplantae; Streptophyta; Magnoliopsida; Brassicales; Brassicaceae
Source: the annotation of a GenBank genome assembly
CACCAUCUCUCUCUUUGGUAAUUAACCGUUUUUGCAGAAUAUGGAAUCAUUCUACUUCUGCAACGUUAGCAUAUGCUCCUGGAUUCCCCAUCCAUCAACCACACUUUUUCCUUUCCCCAACUCCUAAUCUUCUCUUCAUCUGAGUUUUUUUUUUCUUUUUAAUCAAGUAAAAACGUCCAAUAGUAAAUGGAGGAAGAACGGCGCGAUGUUCUGUUCGGGAAAUACGAGAUGGGAAGGCUUUUGGGCAAAGGAACCUUCGCAAAAGUCUAUUACGCCAAACACAUCAUCACCGGCGACAGCGUCGCCAUCAAGAUCAUCAACAAAGACCACGUCACGAAACGUAACGGCAUGAUGGAUCAGAUCAAGCGCGAGAUCUCCGUCAUGAGACUCGUCCGCCACCCAAACAUCGUCGAGCUCAAAGAAGUUAUGGCGACGAAGACCAAGAUCUUCUUCGUCAUGGAGUACGUUAGAGGCGGCGAGCUUUUCGCCAAAGUAGUCAAAGGAAAACUCAAAGAAGACGCGGCGCGUAGAUAUUUCCAGCAGCUGAUCUCAGCCGUCGAUUACUGCCACAGCAGAGGCGUCUCUCACCGAGAUCUGAAGCCUGAGAAUCUCCUCGUCGACGAGAACGGAGAUCUCAAGGUCUCCGACUUCGGACUCUCCGCUUUGCCCGAACAGCUUUUACAAGACGGGUUGCUACACACUCAGUGCGGGACGCCUGCUUACGUGGCGCCAGAGGUUUUACGUAAGAAGGGAUACGAUGGUGCUAAAGCUGAUAUAUGGUCGUGCGGCGUCGUUUUGUACGUGCUUUUAGCUGGUUACCUCCCGUUUCGUGAUGAGAAUCUUAUGAAUAUGUAUCGAAAGAUAUUUAAAGCGGAGUUCGAUUUCCCGCCUUGGUUUUCAACCGAGGCGAGGAGGUUGAUCUCUAAGCUUCUUGUGGUCGAUCCUGAUCGUCGGAUCUCGAUCCCGGCGGUUAUGCGUACCCCGUGGUUUCGAAAAACCUCCAAGGCUCCGAUCGCGGUGACUAACUCACCGCGAAACGACCUGGAGGUGGAGGAGGAGGGAGUGGCUACUGUGUCUUCGCCCAAGUUCUUCAACGCGUUUGAGUUCAUCUCGUCGAUGUCGUCGGGGUUUGAUCUCUCGAGCUUGUUCGAGAGCAAGAGGAAGGUGAGGUCUAUGUUCACGUCGCGGUGGUCUGCGGCGGAGAUAGUGGCGAAGAUGGAAAGGGUCGGGAAGGAGAUGGGGAUGAAGGUGAAGAGGACGAAGGAUUUCAAGGUGAAGAUGGAGGGGAAGACGGAAGGGAGGAAGGGGAAGAUAGCUGUGACGGCGGAGGUUUUCGAGGUUGCGCCGGAGGUAGCCGUGGUGGAGCUGUGUAAAUCGGCGGGAGACACUCUGGAGUAUAACAAGUUGUAUGAAGAAGAAGUCAGGCCGGCGUUGAAGGACAUCGUGUGGUCGUGGCACGGUGACAGUAAUAAUAAUAAUAAUAAUAUUAGUACUAAUGACAGUGGUAAUGUUAAUUAUACUAGCGAUGAAAACUCUGGUAGUGACUGUGAGAGAAUGUAAUGAUAGUAAUGUGAAGCUGUUGAUUUUGUUGAUUUUGUUUUGUUUAAUCGCUUGUUAUUAGUAUAGACUCGGCAAGAUUUUGUAAAUCGUGGUGUAUAUAGAACCCUUUUUAACUCCUUAAACAACUUGAAUUAGUCAUCGACAUUUACCAAUGUAUAAGUACAUUUUAUCACAUAAUGUUCGAAUGUUUGUUG